Molecule: messenger RNA, 773 nt
Organism: Thalassophryne amazonica
Lineage: Eukaryota; Metazoa; Chordata; Actinopteri; Batrachoidiformes; Batrachoididae
Product: nestin-like
Exons: 1
Coding region: 135-773 (212 amino acids)
Biological process (GO): positive regulation of intermediate filament depolymerization
Cellular component (GO): intermediate filament
Molecular function (GO): CCR5 chemokine receptor binding; intermediate filament binding
Source: RefSeq, a predicted model, not a curated record
GGGAAGCCUGUCGUUGGCACACGUUAGACACAGAGCCUCCGUGCAGAGUCACAGACUUCAACCAGUCCACAGUUUGUGUCCCUGUACGUUUCUCUUCAGGGUCUCAGAUCUUUGUCUUACUCUCUUACUGUGACAUGGAGUUCUACAGUGUGCACAGACCUUUUGACCACAGCCACUUGGGAGAGGAGAAGCACCAGAUGCUAAACCUGAACCGACGCCUGCAGAACUACCUGGGUCGGGUCAAACAUCUGGAGGAGGAAAAUAUGCUGCUUGCGACGGAGAUCCAAACUCUGAGACGGAGCAACCAGGGAGCCUCAGCACACAGGAGUGGCCUGGAGGAAGCACUCCGGCAGGCAAGACUCGAUUUAGAUGCAGCCUGGAGGGUCAGACUCCACACAGAGGUGGAGGUGGGUAGGCUGACUCGGGAGCUCCAAACCCUUGAUCUUCAGAGGCAGAAGGAGAUAGAGGCCCAGAUGGAGGCCAAGAUGAACCUGAAUCAAAGCGUGAAAGAGCUGGAAGAGGAGAAGAAGGCACAGAUCUGGCUGAGGGAGAAGAUCACUCACCUGGAGCAGGAGAUGAAACACCUCAUUCAAAGCCAUGAAGAAGAUGUGGCCCACAUAGAAGCCACGCUGACCCAUUCCAGAUACACAGCACCAUCUACACUGGUUCAAAGGGGCAACCAGAUGCCAAACCUCCUGCAGAUGGGGCAGGAGUACUCUCAGAGGGCCACUGAGCAUGGAACGAGGCAGAGCAGGCCUAUCAGGGACAAUUAG